GUCGGCGGCCAAGGAGAACCCGUGCAGGAAAUUCCAGGCCAACAUCUUCAACAAGAGCAAGUGUCAGAACUGCUUCAAGCCGCGCGAGUCGCAUCUGCUCAACGACGAGGACCUGACUCAGGCCAAACCUAUUUAUGGUGGCUGGCUGCUCCUGGCUCCAGAUGGGACCGACUUUGACAACCCAGUGCACCGGUCUCGGAAAUGGCAGCGACGGUUCUUCAUCCUUUAUGAGCAUGGCCUCUUGCGAUACGCCCUGGAUGAGAUGCCUACCACCCUCCCACAGGGCACCAUCAACAUGAACCAGUGCACGGAUGUGGUGGAUGGGGAGGGCCGCACCAGCCAGAAGUUCUCCCUGUGCAUCCUGACACCUGAGAAGGAGCAUUUCAUCAGAGCAGAAACUAAAGAGAUCAUCAGCGGGUGGCUGGAAAUGCUCAUGAUCUAUCCCAGGACCAACAAGCAGAACCAGAAGAAGAAACGGAAAGUGGAGCCACCCACCCCACAGGAGCCCGGGCCUGCCAAGGUGGCUGUCACCAGCAACAGCAGCAGCAUCCCCAGUGCAGAAAAAGUCCCUACCACCAAAUCCACGCUCUGGCAGGAAGAAAUGAGGGCCAAGGACCAGCCUGAUGGGAGCAACCUGAGUCCAGCUCAGAGUCCCAGGCAGAGCCAGCCGCCUUCUGCCAGCUCCCUGCGGGAACCAGGGCUGGAGAGCAAAGAAGAGGAGAGCGCCAUGAAUAGCGACCGCAUGGACUGUGGCCGCAAAGUGCGGGUGGAGAGUGGCUACUUCUCACUGGAAAAGACCAAGCAGGACUUGAAGGCUGAGGAGCAGCAGCUGCCCCCGCCGCGCUCCCCUCCUAGCCCUAGCACCCCCAACAACAGAAGGUCGCAGGUGAUUGAGAAAUUUGAGGCCUUGGACAUUGAGAAGGCAGAGCACAUGGAGACAGACCUGUCAGCCGGGCCCUCCCCGUCCAGCGACACUCGCCAGGGCCGCAGUGAAAAGAGAGCCUUUCCCCGGAAGCGGGACUUCAUCAGUGAAACCCCCACAGCUCCUCUCUCAGAUGCCUCGGCCUCCCCCCUGUCUCCACACCGAAGAGCAAAGUCACUGGACAGGAGGUCCACGGAGUCCUCCAUGACGCCUGACCUGCUGAAUUUCAAGAAAGGCUGGCUGACCAAGCAGUACGAGGACGGCCAGUGGAAGAAGCACUGGUUUGUCCUGGCUGAUCAGAGCCUGAGAUACUACAGGGACUCUGUGGCUGAGGAGGCAGCAGACUUAGAUGGGGAAAUUGACUUGUCCACGUGUUACGAUGUCACAGAGUAUCCAGUCCAGAGAAACUAUGGCUUCCAGAUACAUACAAAGGAGGGUGAGUUCACCCUCUCAGCCAUGACGUCCGGAAUCCGACGGAACUGGAUCCAGACCAUCAUGAAGCAUGUGCACCCAACCACCACCCCAGAUGUGACCAGUUCAUUGCCUGAGGAAAAGAACAAGAACAGCUCAGCUUUUGAAACCUGCCCAAGGCCAAAUGAAAAGCAAGAGCCAGAGCCAGGGGAGCCAGAUCCAGAGCAGAAGAGAAGCCGCGCUCGGGAGCGAAGGCGAGAGGGCCGCUCUAAGACCUUUGACUGGGCUGAGUUCCGCCCUAUGCAGCAGGCCCGGGCUCAGGAGAGAGCCAGCACCAUGGGGCCCCUUGAAGCCCGUGAGCCUGGGCAGCCUGAGUUGGAGCCAGGUGAGCUAGAGCGGGAGCGUGCGCGGAGGCGGGAAGAACGCCGCAAGCGCUUUGGGAUGCUAGAUGCUGUGGAUGGACCCAGUGUUGAGGACGCAGCCCUGCGCAUGGAGGUGGACCGGAGCCCAGGACUGCCCACUGCUGACCUUAAGACACAAAAUGUCCAUGUGGAGAUUGAGCAGCGGUGGCAUCAGGUGGAGACCACCCCUCUCCGAGAGGAAAAGCAGGUGCCCAUCGCCCCCUUGCACCUGUCCUCUGAGGAUAGAAGUGACCGGCUCUCUACGCAUGAACUGACCUCUCUGCUGGAAAAGGAGCUGGAACAGAGCCAAAAGGAGGCCUCAGACCUUCUGGAGCAGAACCGGCUCUUGCAGGACCAGCUGAGGGUGGCACUGGGCCGUGAGCAGAGUGCCCGGGAGGGCUACGUGCUCCAGACUGAAGUGGCCUCCUCCCCGUCGGGUGCCUGGCAGAGGCUCCAUAAAGUCAACCAAGACCUCCAAAGUGAGCUGGAAGCCCAGUGCCAGCGACAGGAGCUGAUCACACAGCAGAUUCAGACCCUGAAACGUAGCUAUGGGGAGGCCAAGGAUGCAAUCCGGCACCACGAGGCCGAGAUCCGGAGCCUUCAGGCAAGGCUCAGCAAUGCCGCUGCCGAGCUGGCCAUCAAGGAGCAGGCGCUGGCCAAGCUCAAGGGCGACCUGAAGCUGGAGCAGGACAGGGUUCGUGAGCAGUUGGAGGAGCGGCAGCACAGCGAGGCAGCACUCAGUGGUCAGCUGAGGGCCAGCGAGCAGAAGCUUAAGAGUGCUGAGGCCCUCCUGCUGGAGAAGACACAGGAGCUUCGGGACCUGGAGACCCAGCAGGCACUGCAGCGAGACCGUCAGAAGGAGGUGCAGAGGCUCCAGGAGCGUAUUGCUGACCUCAGCCAGCAGCUGGGCGCCAGUGAACAGGCCCAGCGGCUGAUGGAGGAGAAACUGCAGAGGAACUAUGCACUGCUGCUGGAGAGCUGUGAGCAGGAGAAGCAGGCGCUGCUGCAAAACCUGAAGGAGGUGGAGGACAAGGCCAUUGCCUAUGAGGACCAGCUACAGGGCCAUGCGCAGCAAGUGGAGGCCCUCCAGAAGGAGAAGCUGAGUGCCAAGUGCGAGGGCAGUGAGCAGGUGCACCAGCUGGAGGAGCAGCUGGAGGCCCGGGAGGCCAGUAUCCGCCAGCUUGCUGAGCACGUGCAGAGCCUCCACGAUGAGCGAGACCUCAUCAGACAGCGGUUCCAAGAACUGAUGGAGCGUGUGGCUGCUUCUGACGGGGACGUGGCUGAGCUUCAGGAGAAGCUGCGGGGAAGAGAGGCUGACUACCAGAGCCUGGAGCACUCACACCACAGGGUCUCUGACCAACUGCAGAGCAUGCGCACUCUUCUGAGAGAGAAGGAAGAAGAGCUGAAGCACAUCAAGGAAGUCCAUGAGAGAGUUCUGGAAAAGAAAGAUCAAGACCUCAAUGAGGCUUUGGUUAAAAUGGUUGCUUUGGGUAGCAGCUUAGAGGAGACAGAAAUUAAGCUGCAGGCAAAGGAAGAGAUUUUACGGAAAUUUGCAAAUGAGUCUGCAAAGGAUAUGGAAGAAUCACAGAGUACCCUGGAGGAAACCGAGGAGCAGGGUGUUUCACUCUUGAGCCAGCAGCUGCCAGCUACUGGGGCAACUCCAGACUUACCACAGACACAGCCGGGGGAUGAGGAUGUGGGAAUUAGUGCAGGGGAAGAGUGUGGUGUUAGCGGUCCCAGCAGAGAAGAAGGCACAGUGCCCCCAAAGACCAUGGACGUGACAGACAGGGAGGGACAUCUGCAGAGCACAGCCAAGUCUGAGCAGGGAGCACCUGGUAUUAAAAGGCAAAGAAUCCGAUUUUCUACAAUCCAGUGCCAAAGAUACAUCCACCCCGAGGGGUCUGAGAAGACCUGGACCAGCAGCACAUCCUCAGACACCAGCCAGGACCGGUCGCCCUCAGAGGAGAGCAUGUCCCCCAGCACGCUGCCCACAGCUGGAGACUCAGACACGUACCUCUCCAUCAUCCAUUCCUUGGAGACCAAGCUCUACGUCACAGAGGAGAAGCUCAAGGAUGUGACCCUGAGGUUAGAGAGCCAGCAGGGCCAGAGCCGAGAGGCUUUGCUCGCGUUGCACCACCAGUGGGCUGGCACCGAGGCACAGCUGCGAGAGCAGCUCCGUGCCAGCCUGCUGCAGGCUGGCGCACUGGCCUCCCAGUUGGAGCAGGAGAGACAGGAGAGGGCCACAGGCAUUGGGACCCAUGUCGGGGAGUUAGGGGGCUUUCAGGCAAAAAACAGCCAGGCCCUGGUAUGCCUAGAAAACUGCCGAGAACAGCUAAGGUCUCUGCCGUGGGCCAGCCAGGAGGACAAGCAGGACGCACAGGCAGCCUCCCUGGCCAGUGUGGAGAGCGCACUCCUGAGCGCGAUCCAGGCCCUGCAGUCCUGGCCAGCGCCUGCAGACAGCACAGCCCAGGCAGGACAGGGAGAGGAGCACUGCCUGGAGAGCAGGGUGGCAGCCCCAGCACAGCAGCCCUGCCAGCCCGUGCUGAGUGAGGAGGAGCAAGUGAAGCUGCUUUCUGAUCAGAUAGCCCUGGAGGCCUCCCUGAUCAACCAAAUAGCAAGCUCUCUUAAGAACACCACCUCAGAUGUGUCUCGUGUUCUCCAGGAGAUUGCUCAGUCAGGAGAAUGGCUGCUGGAGGGAGAAGGUGCCACUGUCUCUUCCAGGGCUUCCGCAGAGGCCUGGGCCAGGAAGGUGCUGGUGGACAGUGAGUUCUGGAGCCAAGUCGAGUCCCUAAGCAAGCACCUGGAGACCCUGGGAGGAGAGGCAGCCAGCACACCAGGAGGCGGACAGCAGCACAUCCCCCAAGGCCUAACGGACGCCACAUGGGUCCGGGCGGAGCUCAGCUUUGCUACACAGUCAGUGAGGGAGUCGCUGCACCGUAGGCUGCAGACUGUGCAAGAGACCCUGCAGGGAACUCAGGCAGCCCUGCAGCAGCACAAGUGCGCCCUGGAGGAAAUCCUGGGGGCCUACCAAACCCCAGACUUUGAGAGAGUGAUACAGCAGGUUUCGGAAGCCCUGCGGGGUCCAGCAGAUAGGGAGGAUGGUGUGCACAUGUCCUCAGGCCUGAGUCCACCUGGAAAAGUGCUGAGCCCUGGCACAGCGGAGGACUCCCAGGAGCCCUUGCAUGUGUCUCAGCAGAGCCCCAGGGCCCUUAUUGCUAUUCAAGAAGAGCUUGCCCAGCAGCUGAGAGAGAAGGCCAGCAUCCUGGAGGAGAUCUCCGCUGCCCUGCCAGCUCUGCCACCUGCGGAGUCAUUGAGGGACUGCCGAAAGCUUCUGCAGACCUCCCAGAGUCUCUCGUACAACGCUUGCUUGGGAGGCCUCGGUCAGUACUCUUCAUUAUUGGUUCAGGAUGCAAUUACUCAGGCUCAGGUGUGCUAUGCAGCCUGUAGAAUUCGGCUGGAGUAUGAAAAGGAGCUCCAGUUUUAUAAGGAGUCUUGGCAGGCCAAGGGGACCUCCUGCCAGGAGCAGGCGAGAGCAAUUGGAGUGCUGCGGGAAGAAUACGAAGAGCUGCUCCGCAAGCAGAAGAGCGAGUACCUGGAGGUGAUCGCCCUCAUCGAGAGGGAAAAUGCUGAGCUCAAGGCCAAGAUGAGCCAGUGGGACCACCAGCAGAGGCGUCUGGAGGAAGUGGAGAGCAAGCACAGCGAGAGCAUGUUUGCCUUGCAGGGCCGGUACGAGGAGGAGAUCAGAUGUGUGGUGGAGCAGCUGAACCGCACUGAGAACACCCUGCAGGCCGAGCGCAGCCGAGUGCUGAGCCAGCUGGACGCCUCCGUCAGAGACAAGCAGGACAUGGAGCGGCAGCACGUGCAGCAGAUGCAGACUCUGGAGGACAGGUUCCAGCUUAAGAUCAAAGAGCUGCAGGUCAUCCACGAGGAGGAGCUGAGGGCCCUGCAGGAGCACUACGCACAGAGCCUUCGGCACCUGCAGGAGACCCUCCGCCUGUGCCAGCAGCAGCACCCGGAGGCUCCGCCCACCCCCUGCCUGCACUGGGAGUCUCAGCCCAGGGCGGCACCACAUCAGGCUGCCCCACCGGCUGCUGCUGGGGAGGCCGACUCCAUGACAGGGCUCCGGGAGCGCAUCCAGGAGCUGGAGGCCCAGAUGGACAUCAUGCGGGAGGAGCUAGGCCACAAGGAGCUGGAGGGCGACUCGGCCACACUGCGGGAGAAGUACCAGCGGGACUUUGAGAACCUCAAGGCCACGUGUGAGCGGGGCUUUGCUGCAAUGGAAGAGACGCACCAAAAGAAGAUUGAGGACCUGCAGAGGCAGCACCAGCGGGAGCUGGAGAAGCUGCGGGAGGAAAAGGACCGCCUCCUGGCCGAGGAAACUGCCGCCACCAUCUCAGCCAUCGAAGCCAUGAAGAACGCCCACAGGGAGGAGAUGGAGCGUGAGCUGGAGAAGAGCCAGCGGUCCCAGAUCAGCAGCAUCAACUCAGACAUUGAAGCCCUGAGGCGGCAGUACCUGGAGGAGCUGCAGUCGGUGCAGCGGGAGCUGGAGGUCCUCUCGGAGCAGUACUCGCAGAAGUGCCUGGAGAACGCCCACCUGGCCCAGGCCCUGGAGGCCGAGAGGCAGGCCCUGCGGCAGUGCCAGCGCGAGAACCAAGAGCUCAACGCCCACAACCAGGAGCUGAAUAACCGCCUAGCUGCAGAGAUCACACGGUUACGGACACUACUGACUGGGGACGGCGAUGGGGAGGCUGCUGGGUCACCGCUCACACAGGGAAAGGAUGCCUACGAGCUAGAGGUCUUGUUGCGGGUCAAGGAAUCAGAGAUACAGUAUCUGAAGCAGGAGAUCAGCUCUCUCAAGGAUGAGCUCCAGACAGCACUACGGGACAAAAAAUACGCUAGUGACAAAUACAAAGACAUUUACACAGAGCUCAGCAUCGCAAAGGCCAAGGCAGACUGUGAUAUCAGUAGGUUGAAAGAGCAGCUGAAAGCGGCUACAGAAGCACUGGGGGAAAAGUCCCCCGAGAGCACUGCUGUGGCAGGCUAUGACAUAAUGAAGUCUAAAAGCAAUCCUGACUUUCUGAAGAAAGACCGAUCCUGUGUCACCCGGCAACUCAGAAGUAUCAGGUCCAAGAGUCUGAAGGAAGGCCUGACGGUGCAGGAGCGGCUGAAGCUCUUUGAAUCCAGGGACUUGAAGAAAGACUAGCUGUGUCCCGUGCCACUCAACACACCCUUCCUGGCUGGUGACAGCACAACCUGAGCGCGGCUUUUUGUCUGUACCUUUCUUUUAUCAUUGUUGUUACUGUCGUUAACUGUGGGUAUGGAUACGUGACAGACUGGUGUGUGGGUUGUCCACACCAUUCCAACUUCCUGUUGUGUUUAUCACCACUUUCUUCACGUGGUUUUCUGAGACGGGUCAGGCCCCAGCAGUGGGGUGGUGAGCACCACCCGCAUCCGAGUAGAGCCCUUCUCGACGUCCACCGCACUCACUGUCAGUAUUAAGGCGCAGCAGCCUGUCAGUAAGCUAGCCCCGUCUCAGAGUGCGGUGUGGAGGUCUGGCCCGCGCUCCAGCUCUGCUGCUCCCAGCGCGGCACCACCAGGCGGGCACGGCCCCUGUUGGUCAGAGAAGAGCCACCUUGAUGUCCUGAUUUGACCUGUGCCACGGUGCAGGCAAUUUGCCGGCCUGGGUGCUGGAGGGGACAGCGACCCAGACGGGUGUGCAGCCUGUGAGCACUGCCUUUUGACCUGGGAGGAGGACGGCAUUUUGUAUUUGCUCCACUAAUGCAGCUUAGAACCACGCCCUAAAUAAUCCUGGCUAACUUUCACAACCUGGAAAAUGUGGAAAGCAACCAUUCCUAUUUUUGUUUGUUUUUUAUUAAAUCUUGCACAAAACCCCAGACCCCUCUCAUUCCUUCCUCGCUCGUGCCUCCCUGUCCUGCAGCAGCCUAGUCCUGUCCUCACACCGGGACAGCUGACCUGCUGCCUGGGGCUUCAGCCUGAUUGCAGAAAGGGAUGUAUGUCCUGAGGUAGUCCUCCAAAGGGGAAAAAGAUGCUCGUUUUAAAAAAUCUUUGAAGAGAAAUUGUAAUGUUGCUUUGAAAAGGCUGAGAGCCAGGCCCCUCUGUUAAGUCAAGAGGAAGUCCAGAGGAUGUCGGACCCUGGAGAGAACAGCCAGCAGUACAUGCUUAGGACUGUGAUCAGUGUGAGCUCUGCAAAGUUCCAGUGGAGCAAGUACCUCCAGCGGACCUAGUUGAAGUGAACCUGCGCAAAGAAGUUUGCUUUUCUAACAUUCUGAGACUUCUUUUUGCACUGCCCUAGAAUGUUCUGCAGCACUUCCUGAAAAUCUCCUGCAUUGAGAUCUGUAUUCUAGUCCUGUAAAAACUAUUUGUUUCGUUAAGAUUGGCAUAUUAACAGAGUUCCUGCUGUGUAAGAGUGAGGUGGGAGCGUCACAAGUGCAUGCCUGGAGGACCCCACCUCCAGGUCCACUGGCUCCACUGCCAAAGCUUCUACUUUGUGCUGAUCUUGAGUUGUCUGGAAGGUCUCUGGAUGCGUGGAUGCUUUGGGAAUAAAAACACAGAAAUCCCCUUGCUCAGUUCUUAGAUUAGUUAAUGGGCAGAGUUACCAGGUUGUCUCACCCACCCCGGUGCAUGGACAGGAGUCACUGGUUUGCAGCUUGCCUGGUGUGCCCUCCCUGGGUGUGGCUGGCCCUGCCCAAGCUCCAAGCUGCCCUUUGUCAUGAGCUUUUGAGUCCUCACCCACACUGUUGUUCCUUUGCUACUUACUGUUCCACGUUUUCAACAGCAAGAGCAAAUUAAAUGUUUUAAACAUCUGCUUUUCAGACACAUCCCACCACGCAGAUCGGCAGCCCUGAGAAAUGGCCAUGACCUCUCUGUGCUGUGCUCAGUGCAGGCAGCUGUUCACUGGGACCCUGCAGGGGCACGCUGUGCCUGGUCUCCGGGUACUGCGAUCUCACCUGGUUCCCUGAGAGUCACUGCAUUUCCUGCUCUAGCAGUUUCUUUGUGACCAUCCUCAAUGCCCUAGGGACCCUCUGGCCCUGCUUCAGGCAGCUCCCUGCCUACUUCCCUCCCAGGUGCUGCAGGAGAUGCGCUCCAUCUGCCUUCAAACUGCACAGUUCUCUGAAUAAAGGCAGGUUGACCUACAGGGCAAAAGAGCAUUUUAUUUGUUUUUCUUUAUCACUGUUCUGUCCCUUGAGGCUGGACCUCAGAACGCCUAGAAAAUAAUCUUGUUAAGUGCAGCAUUUGGAGGUGAAAGGGAAGGACCAGGGAGACCGGUGAGUGGACACCUGCACUUCUCCCAUCACUGCGGUUUCUUGGUGAGGACCCCGUAGUUGACAUGAGACAGCAGGACUUCCUGCCGGUUUGGCGGGUGUGUGUGUCACCAGAGAAGGACUGUGGACAUGGAGCUGGCAGGGUUUGGGCUGCUCUGCUGCGGCUUCCUAGUGUCAGCUGCACCUGCCAGGCAGCUCUGAGCAGUGCCAGUGGGGCGGCCACAGCUCGGUUCGAGAGGAGUCUGAGCUUCCUGCUCUUGGGUUCUGCUCUUCAGCCAGAGAGAGUGCAGACACUCCUCCUGUGUCACCAGAUGUGUCCCGGGGCAGAAGCUGCGUGGCGGCCACACUGCCACAGGCACACGCCGCACAGACAGGAGAGGUGAAACAGGAAGAGGAGCUGGUUUGUGCGCUGGUAGACUGAGGUCCUCUGCGGGGCAGCUGCAGGUGCAGGGUCUGCGCGCUGGGCUGUGCCGGGUGCCGGGAGCCUUGGCCACACGCAGAGCCCACAAGCAGUGGCAAGCUUGCCCCACGUCACAGCGAGGGGACUGUGAAGUGGAUAUACUACACGGUUCUGUUUUCCUAUAAAUACUCAUUUGAUAAUCUGCCAGUACAUGCAAGCAAGCCAGGCUAAAGACUAGUGGGGAAACCAUUUGUCCGACAGCUUUUAGUAUGAAAAUCUGCGCAGAUGGCCUUGUGUGCAAACCCACACCCACACACAGUACAGCCAUGUUCCGCUGGUCAGGUUGUCGGCAUGUGUGGUAUCCAGCGCGUACGAAUGGCCACAGGCCGUGGGAGGGCACCACCUGCAGCCACCCAGGUGCAUGUGCGUCUCAGGGGGGCUGGAGCCCUAAAGCUGGCGGUCUGGAGUCGAGAAGGGCCCUGGGCUGAGAUGAAACAGCCUGUAUCCUGGGAGGCCAGGGAGUGAGUUGGGAACACGAAGGUUGGUCAAGUAAGUGCUAAAGGCAGAGUAGAGACUCUUUCAGGUUCAGCAAGCUCAAAGGCAGAAGAGCACCAGGUACAGGCCCGCACGCUGGGCAGAAAGCAACAGACCAGCAAGAAUGCUUGUGCACUAGCUUUGGAUCCAGUGACUCACUCACUGACCAUGGCUCCUGCAAGCCAGACUCGGCGGAGGGAAGUUCAGUUACUAAAACAAUGCAGUUGGGUCAGGGAUGUAGCUCAGGGGAACAGCGCCUGCCUGGCAAGCGCAAGGCCCUGAGUUCAAUUCUCAGUACCAAAAAGCAAAAAAGGAUGCAGUUGUAAACCUCAAAGUAUGCCCAGAAGGAAUCCUGAAAGCGCCAGGAAGCAAAGCGGGUGGCUUGGAAGCCAUUAAGGAAUGUCUGUACUGCUGUUCACCUCCCUGUACAGGUACACACAGGACUUACUCUUGUCCACAUGGAAGUGCUGGGAACUGCACCAAGUCUUUUUCAUCACUAAUGACUGGCUUUCGGGGGUAGCUGGGUGACACAUGGCCUGCUGAAUCUGGCAGGCCCUGCACCAGGGCCCCCCAGGUGAGUGAGCAGGGCCCCAGCAGUGUGCCCACACCAGCAAGCAGGCUUUCCCUGGCUUCCAACUGUCCCCUGCUUCCCAAACACCAGGGCUAGAUGAGCAACCUCAGGCCCCACGUCGCCUGAUGUCAGGGAGGGGUCACGGGGUUCGGCAUCCCCACUCCUGCACCUCUGAGCAUCCAGCGGGGACCACCGUGCACCUUCAGCAAGCAACACUCCACAGCUGAACACAGGAAGAGCCAGCUGGGAGGGAGGCACAGUAAUACCGCCAGCUGAAGGCUCUUCAGCAGAAGGGGACAAGGCAGCACAGGAAUGCAUCCGCACCUCUCCUGGGCCUGCCACAAAAGACACCACCCGCCUCUUUGUACCUUCUGGGAGUCUCGGGUGUUUCUUUGCAAAGAGAGAAUGUCCGCCUCCUGACCAGAGCAAGGGCAGCAGUAACAAACCGGUGGCUCAGAGACAGGACAAACUGCCGUCUGAGCCCACAGAGGGUCAGGUCCUCAGGUGCUGCCUUUAAUUUCUUCAGCUCCCUGUAUAUUAUUCAGAGCAAGCAGUGUAAAUAUUACUGACAAGUGACUGUACUUUUAUGAAGAAGUUUCGUGGGUUUUUUAAAACUCUUACAUGGGAGAGGACACCUUUGGGUACACACUGGAACUCUACCCAGCAUCAUAAGUACAUGUUUUUAAUGACUUCUAUCUUUUUAAAAGCCUUGGUCAUAUAACAGAUGGUUUUAAAAGAAUGUAUAGUAUCUAAAACAGUAGUAAUCCCCCAUCCAUAGCUUUGCAUUGAAAGUAUUCUAUAACCCCUUCUUGGAGCCAUUCAGAGUCAAGGAAAAGCGGGAAAAUGAGAGCUAUGUCUUGAUCAGUCUGUUGUGCACAGUAAUUCCAGGCCUUUCAUUGUGGGCAGGUGUGGCCGAAGUCACAGUCUGCUGUCAGGUCCAAAUCCUUGGUUUCUACAGCUUCUGGGACUCCUCAGGGCUGUGUUCAGAGGUGUCUGGCUGUAUCGUGUAACUCCACAGAGAUCGCCAAGCUUGAAAGGCGUCUUAGCAAUACCUGAUUUCUAUGAAAUCAGUGAGGAGACAGUCACAGAAGAGUUAAGGAUUGGACAGUCCAGUACUUGAGGACGGCCUGUAGGACACUGUUGUGUUCUGUGGUUCGCAGCAGUGAGCUGAGGUUGCAGCUUCUGUGGCAGAGCAUGCAACUCUGAUUCACCAUAAAGAAAGAAGUUUGGGGAAAGGUAGCUGUCCUGAGACACGGACAGCCCCCUGCAGCCUGCCACAGUCAGCAUGCCCUUGGCUCUGCCCCUUCAGAAGUCAGUUAUCACGUUUUAUUUUAGCUAGGGUAGAUUAUAAAGAACACUAAAUUCACUAUUGUUUUUCACAAAACUUCAAAUAAAAUGGGUUUGAAAGGAUUUUAGGAUUUACCUUUAAUAUUAAUGACAUUUACUGAUUUAAUGUUAGGAUUUAAGACCAAUUAAGUGAUAAUUAACUCAUGUGGUUUUCCUCAGGAAAUAUUUAUGAAGUGUAAAGUAUCCCAAGUGGCUCCUCAACAAUUAGAAUUCUCAGUAAUCUUUCUCACAAAUACACCCUCCUCCUAAGAAGGUGUGACUGUCUCUCGGUUUAGCUAACAAAGCGUACUGCCGGACUUCCUGGGGAGCUGAUCAUGAACAGAGUAAGGCAUGUGUGUGACCGCUGUCUGCUGCAACAGCUCUGGGAGGAAUCCAGGGAACCACUUCUGCCACACCUGCUUCCGCAGUCACGUGACAAACGUUCAGCGAACAGGCAUGCGUCAUUUUAACUGUUUAGCUCUGUUCUAAUGCUAAAUGAUCAUGCCUACCGACGCAGAAGUGUGUGCAGGAGAAAUCUGAGGCCUGAUGGACCAGGUAGAUAGAUCACGUGUGCGGCUGCCCCGGGGUCAACUCAGGUCUCAGGUCUGAGAGGCCCCUGGACCCCAUGACCCACAGCAGUCAGCUUCCACCAGACACAGCCCUCGGAACUAAACACCUCACCCUGCACACACACACAAUUCGACUUUGUGGUUCAGAUUGAGGCACUUUUUUCUUACAACAUUUGUGAUCAAGUAUUCAUUACAACUGAAGUGUGACUUUGUCAAAAUAUUUGUGUGACAUGCUAGAUGCCCAUGGAUGUAGCUGACCAUUUUUAUUUUGUAAAUAUUACCAAACCACAUGAACUGCAUCACAAUAAACUAUUUUUGCAUCCUCUUUUG
This is a messenger RNA of Chinchilla lanigera (long-tailed chinchilla), 12747 nucleotides long. It is a transcript of the gene Mprip, whose product is annotated as myosin phosphatase Rho interacting protein. Gene Ontology annotation, cellular component: actin cytoskeleton. Gene Ontology annotation, molecular function: actin filament binding. NCBI's taxonomy places the organism in Eukaryota, Metazoa, Chordata, Mammalia, Rodentia, Chinchillidae. The record is from RefSeq and is a predicted model, not a curated record. Gene Ontology annotation, biological process: actin filament organization.